ACUAACUGACAUUCCUCUCAAACCCCGGCAGCAGCAGGGGAAUACCGACGGUGCGUAAAGUGCAGCCGUUAACGCCACGUCGACUUAAACGAGCAGAAAAACAGUUGUUUCUUGUUUAUUUUUCCUCCUCCACUGGUUUGUACCCGAGUUUUUUUUUUCACGCCGUGAACAAUGUUGGACCCGUCCUCCAGCGAAGACACCGGCGGGGAGUCCGACCCAGAAGUUGUCCAGGAGCCUCCGAGGAAAGCGGCUGGCUCCUCGGUGGGGAAACGGGGCAAAGAGAACAACAGCCGGGCGGGCGGCCAGAAGCGUCAGCCCGCCGCACCUGGAGCUGCCCCCGGCAAAGGUGACAAAGACAGCAGCGCUACAGGUGAAGAGGAGGAGAUGAAGGAGAGAGAGAGGAUCCAGAAGGAGGAGGAAGAGAGGAAAAUUAAACUGCAGAUUUAUGUCUUCGUCCUGCGGUGCAUAGCCUACCCGUUCAACGCCAAGCAGCCCACCGACAUGGCCCGGAGACAGCAGAAGGUGAACAAGCAGCAGCUGCAGGCGGUAAAAGAUCGUUUUCUGGCCUUCCUCAACGGGGAGACUCAGAUCGUGGCAGAUGAAGCUUUCUGCAAUGCAGUGAAGAGCUACUAUGAGGGCUUCCUGAAGAGCGAGCGAGUUUCUCGGAUGGUCCAGAGCGGCGGUUGCUCAGCCAAUGACUUUCGAGAAGUCUUCAAGAAGAACAUCGAGCGGCGUGUCCGCAGCCUCCCGGAGAUCGAUGGCCUGAGCAAAGAGACGGUCCUCAGCUCCUGGAUUGCCAAGUAUGAUGCCAUCUACAGGGGAGAUGAGGACAUGCGGCGACAGCCUCAGCGGGCUCACCUGAGCGCCGUUUCAGAGCUCAUCCUGAGUAAGGAGCAGCUGUACGAGAUGUUCCAGCAGAUCCUGGGCAUACGGAAGUUUGAACACCAGUUGCUGUACAACGCCUGCCAGCUGGAUAACGUGGAUGAACAGGCGGCUCAGAUCCGAAGAGAGCUGGACGGGAGGUUACAGCUGGCUGAGAAGAUUUCAAGAGAGAGAAGAUACCCAAAGUUUGUCUCCGCGGACAUGGAGCCCCUUUAUGUAGAGGAGCUGCGAUCAUCGGUUAACCUGCUCAUGGCCAACCUGGAGAGUCUGCCUGUGUCUAAAGGAGGUCCAGACUUUAAACAGAAACUCAAACGCUCCUCCAUGAAUAACUCCUUCUUAGACAUGGGAGACGAGGGAGACAUCCUGUCCAAGUCUGACGUUGUGCUGUCUUUCACUCUGGAGAUUGUGAUCAUGGAGGUCCAGGGUCUGAAGUCUGUGGCUCCAAACCGGAUCGUUUACUGUACCAUGGAGGUGGAGGGAGGAGAGAAGCUGCAGACAGACCAGGCUGAGGCCUCCAGACCACAGUGGGGGACUCAGGGGGACUUCACCACAACCCAUCCUCUGCCCUCGGUCAAAGUGAAGCUGUUCACAGAAAGUACCGGAGUCUUGGCUCUGGAGGACAAGGAGCUGGGCCGGGUGAUCCUGAAUCCAACCACAAACAGUCCAAAGCAGGCUGAGUUUCACCGGAUGGUCGUCCCUAAAAACAGCCAGGACUCUGAGCUGAAGAUCAAACUUGCCGUCCGCAUGGAUAAGCCGCCAAACAUGAAGCACAGUGGGUAUUUGUACGCUCUGGGACAGAGAGUGUGGAAACGCUGGAAAAAACGGUAUUUUGUCCUCGUUCAGGUGAGUCAGUACACGUUCGCCAUGUGCAGCUACAGAGAGAAGAAGGCCGAGCCGGUGGAGCUGAUGCAGCUGGAGGGUUACACAGUGGACUACUGCGACCCUCAGCCAGGUCUGCAGGGAGGUCGGGUGUUCUUCAACGCGGUGAGGGAGGGCGACCUGGUGAUGUUUGCCUGUGACGACGAGCAGGACCGGAUGCUGUGGGUCCAGGCCAUGUACCGAGCCACGGGACAGUCGUACAAACCGGUGCCUCCACCGCAGAACAAAACUACAAACUGCAGAGGAGGACUACAGAAACCAGCAUCCCCCAUCAGUCUUGGUCCCUCUCAACGCCAGGGCGUUGAAGAGCUGAUCUCCACAAGUCCGUCUCGCUUCGACCACGCCGCUCUGUUCACCAUUCUACAGAAAAGCACUCUGCAGCACCGCAUGAAUGACUCCUUCUCCUGCCUGGGUUGGUUCAGUCCCGGUCAAGUGUUCGUUCUGGACGAGUACUGUGCUCGGUAUGGCGUUCGAGGCUGCCACCGCCACCUGAGCUACCUGAAGGAUCUGAUGGAUUACUCAGAGAACAACGCGCUGGUCGACCCCACGCUGCUGCACUACAGCUACGCCUUCUGCGCCUCCCACGUCCAUGGAAACAGGCCCGAUGGGAUGGGGACGGUGACCAUGGAGGAGAAAGAUAACUUUGAGGCCAUCAGGAGUCGACUCAUGGCUCUGCUGGAGAACCAGCUCACGCAUUUUAGGUACUGCUUUCCCUUUGGACGACCAGAUGGGGCCCUGAAGGCAACGCUCUCUUUGCAGGAACGGGUUUUGAUGAAGGACAUUACAACACCCGUCCCUCCAGAGGAGAUGAAGAAAAUGGUGCAGAAGUGUCUGGAAAAAGCAGCAAAAAUCAACUACAGCCAGCUGAUGGAGUAUGCUCAGAUCAAAGUGGAUGCUCAGGCUGCACCUGAGAAGCGUCUGGAAGACAUGAUGCGACUGGGAGAGCUGUGCAUCGAAGUCCUGCAGCAGAACGAGGAACAUCACUCUGAGGGGAGAGAGGCUUUCUCAUGGUGGCCCGAUCUGAUGGCCGAACACGCCGAGACGUUUCUGUCCCUGUACAAAGCCGACAUGGACGGCGCUCUGCAGGUCCAGCCUGUGGACUCAUGGGACAGCUUCCCUUUAUUCCAGCUCCACAACAACUUCCUGAGGACUGACCCUCACCUGUGCAAUGGGCCGUUCCACAAACACCUUCAGGAUCUGUAUGUCCCCCUGGUGGUCCGCUACAUCGACCUGAUGGAGUCGUCCAUCGCUCAGUCCAUCCACCGUGGCUUCGAGCAGGAGACCUGGCAGUCUGUCAAUAACGGCUCAGCCACCUCAGAAGAUUUGUUUUGGAAGUUGGACGCUCUGCAGAUGUUCGUGUUGGACCUCCACUGGCCAGAGCCAGAGUUCGCCAAACACCUGGAGCAGAGACUCAAACUGAUGGCGAGUGACAUGAUGGAGGCCUGCGUUAAAAGAACAAAAUCAGCGUUUGAUUCCAAAAUGCAGAAAGCGAGUAAAUCUACAGAUUUCCGGGUGCCGCUAUCAGUCUGCACCAUGUUCAACGUACUGAUGGACGCAAAGAAGCAGUGUUCGAAGCUCUGUGUGCUGGACACUGGGCAGGAGUUUGACAAACAAUGGCAACAGUACCACUCCAAAAUCGAUGUGCUGAUCGACGACGCGCUGAAAGAAAUGAUUGCUUCCCUCGUCGCAAGGUUUGCUGCUGUUUUGGACAGCGUCCUCUCCAAGCUUUCUAGAUACGAUGAAGGCACAUUCUUCUCCUCAAUCCUCUCUUUCACAGUGAAAGCAGCUGCCAAAUAUGUGGAGGUCCCUAAACCGGGCAUGGAUCUGGCCGACACCUACAUCACCUUCGUACGUCAGAACCAGGACAUCCUCCGAGAGCGCAUCCAGGAUGAGCUCUGCAUCGAGAAGGUGUUUGAUCAAUGGUACAUGGGCUCCACUAAGGCUGUGUGUAUUUGGCUAACAGACAGACUAGACCUGCAGCUCCACAUGUACCAGCUGAAAACACUCAUCAAGAUUGUAAAGAAGACCUUCAGGGACUUUAGGCUGCAGGGCGUCCUGGACGGCACGCUUCACAACAAGAGCUAUGAGACCAUCUACAACCGGCUGACGGUAGAGGAAGCCACGGUGGCAGUCAAAGCGGGCGAUGGCCUGCAGGGAAUCAGCAUGAGAGACAGCGACGAGGAGGACGACUGAAUAAACACGUCUUACCUUCCUGUGACAGAUCACUACCUGAGUUUCAUCCUAAAGAGCAGACCAGGACCUUCAUCUGGGUUAACAGCAGGGUUAUUGUGAUACCAGAAAUUUAAACUUUACUAUGAUACGAGUUUAAAUCAAAAACCUGUUUCAAAACCAAGCUAGGUCGGGUAAUUUGUUGUUUUCAGUCACCAAAAAUUGCAGGAAAACUCUUGCACAAUGUCUAAACUGCAUAAAUAUGUUUUGGUAUUGAAAUGCUAUUAACAUAUUUUCGCAACUGAGACAAAGUGCAGGUUUUCUAGAAAUUUUUGAUUGAUUGAUUCCCACCCAAAGCACCUUUCUCAUAUUGUAGAUGGAGUUUAUCGUCCUGAUAGCAAAAAUCUCUCAACAUGAUUUUUUUUUUCUUAGAUGAAAAAGCAAAUCUUUUAAAACACUGCUAAGGUUGGCAGUUUCUCGUCUCCCUCCCCAUCCAAUCAAAAUUAAGGGUGGGACUUUGGAAAUCAGCGUCAACAACAAUGGUGGAGGAGAAACUGGCCGGACUCUUCUUUUUGAGGAGCUGCUAAUCAUAGUGACUCUAGACUUUAAAACGAGUCCGCCAGUGUUGUUGUAGGUCAUUGCCCUGCACAUGCUUAUUGACUGGAGCCAUUAUGCGCAUGUAUUAAAGGAAUAUUUCAGUAUUUUUGAGGUUGGGUUGUAUAAGGUUGACGAUUUUGUUGGCAUUAGCCUCCAGAGAUUCUGGAGAGCAUAUCCUCUUCAAAAUGUGCAUACAGUUUCACCACAUACUUUAACAAGUUUUAGGUGAAAAUGAGACAAAAAACAAGUUGGGCUCAAUUGUUUGGUAUAUUGAAAAUUGUUUAGCCGUUUUUAUUUUUCCCCCAGAAAGCCUCUCUGUUUGGCACUAUUUUGCAAUGUGAGCUACGGCUACAGGCUAUGUGCUCUUCAGCCUCAACGUGUCUGAUCAGCCGUUUGGGUCUGCAGGCCUCAUCUACACAGAGGCACUUCUACAGAUGGAGCUUUGUUAAAUUGAAGGACAGGAGAGAAACUUAACUGGGGACUGGUUAGCAGGAGAGAACCUAACUUACCUGCUGGUAUAGGUGUGGAAAGGGUUAGCCCAUGUCCAUGAGAUCCUCUGUUGUCAUGAGUGGGACUUAGGCCGGCUCAGUCAACACGAAUUCUGCCAGAAUUUGGCCCAACUUUAACAUUACAUCUCAUCGUCAAAUGUCGAGCCUGAUUAUGAGUGUCAGGACCUACAAACGCUCUCAGUGUGUGAUACAAGUGUCCACAAUGCCCCAGGACCACUAUUUAACAAAACUAGCUUGUCAAAAUUUUUCUUGCAUCAUCCUCUUGACACCCUGACCUGACGUGAAUGGCAUAAAUCCUGAUGCCUACCAACUGGAGAGCAUUUGCUCCUCAUGUUUGUAUCAUUAUUUACCAGAAUGACAUUAUACAAGUCCCCACUUUUUCUCCACCCUGGUGUUUAUGUGUAAAUACAGUGAAGCUGUGUGUAUUGGUGAGGUUAACUGGGCUCAUUUUCUUGACAUGUUCUCACAUUUAUACCUCAAGUUCUAUCUGAUGGAGAGUCGUGAGGUUAUCGUCCUCCUCUAUUACAUAGGGACGAGUCCAUAAUUGUUUCUUGUUGUUUUCUUCUAUCAGAGCAAAAGACAGUCAGCGUCAAGUAGAGCACUUCUGUUUCAGCUAUGGGGCAAGAUUUUAGUCACAUAGGCUAACAUGGUAUUGCUGUGAAAGCCGGUCCUAAGUUCCAACUCUUCAAAACAUUUCUGAUUAGGAAUAGUCACUAACGGAUGCCUGCAGCCUGCAUCACUCCCCAUCCAGAGUUCCCUGCCUUGCUGAACACUGCUGUUUUAUGGACCUUUUUAAAUUUUUUGAAAAUAAACUGGAGAAACCGACCCUGACCAGAAGAGCAGAAUGGAAAUUUGUCAUCAGAGUAAGCUUAUGGCAGUAGCUUUACUCUCUAAUGGCUGAUUGUUAGUCAAACUACAGUUGGCACCAUAUGUUUACCUUCUGAAAACAGUGUGUUGGCUGUCGAAGUGGAAAACUGAGCUGAAAAACUAGCUUAAGAUUAGUUUCUUGUUUCCUCUGACAAAGCCUGUAGAACCAAACAACUGAUCAGAUACACUGAGGUGGAAGAGUAGCUGGUAGCCGAAACUUGAAUCGCAAAAUAGUUUCAAAUACAGAGGCUUUCUGAUAGACUUAAAAAAAAUUUGCAUAUGGAGUACAACUGAGCCAGCAUUGUUUUUGGGACCUUAAACCUGGUAAAUUACCUGAAGAACCUACAUCUGUGGGCUGCACGGCAGCGCAGAGGUUAGCGCUGUUGUCCCACAGCAAGAAGAUUGCUGGUUUCACUUCCUGGCCUUUCUGUGCAUGCUGUCCGGCUUCCUUCCACCACCAAAACGUGCUCGUUAGGUUAAUUGGUAAGUCUGUUGUCUGUCUCUAUAGGUCAGCGACCAGUCCAGGGUGUACACCACCUUCUCGCCCAAUGACUGCUGGGAUAGGCUCCAGCCUCCCCGUGACCCCCAACGGGAUAAGCAGUAUAGAGUGGAUGAACCUACAGUACAUCUUUCUGCUACACUGUGAAGCCACUUUAAGGGGCAAUGCUCUCUGAAAUCUCUAGAGGCUAACAGCCAUACUAUCACCAAGUACCUUAUACAACCCAACCCUAAAAUACCAAAAUAUGCCUUUAAGUUUUUAAGCAACUGCAUUGGAAGUUAACAUGGUAUCACUUUUUAAGGAACCCAAAGCAAAGCUAUUAUAAACUUCCAACUCUGACCCAGUUUUGAGAUGAAAAAGUUCAACCUGUUAAUAAUUCAUAUGGAAAUCCCCAUGACUGUUAUUCCAUUAGAGGUUACAUGACGUUAAUCCCAAUGAUGAUCCUGAUCAGUGAGGACGAACACUCCUGUAGUAACCCCCCCUUACCUGACCUGUCCCAUGCUCAUCCCCGGACACUGCUGUAGAUACGAGUGAGAAUGUACUACAAACAGGACGUCGAGGUGAGGCGAGGCUUCUGAAGGACUUUCUCUCCGUGCGGUGCUGAGACAAACCUCGUCCUCCCUCUCUCACCUGCAGGACAGGAAGCCCCGCCCACGCCCUCCUCCACAAGCAGCCAUACUCUGAUUGAUGUCACUUUGUACAGUAGAGCUCAGCGAUGGCCGUCAGUGCAGCUCUUUUUUCUGUUUUGCUGUAGCGUGUUGUUCUAAACCCCGAAGCUCUCUGGCAGCUUGGAGCCUCCAGUAUAAGCAAGGUGAUGUCUUUUUACCUGCAGCAACAGCAGCAAAAUGAUCAGUAGAGGCAAAUUUUUCUGGACAGAAAGCUUGGAAUUGUAAGGUUUCUGUUUUCUUAAUUUGUCAUCAAGGUUGUACCGCCCACUUUUACUGUCAGCAAACAAAUUUAAUUAGAAGUUUGACAUUUUUGGUACGCUAAAACAAACCAAACCUUAAAGUACUGAUGUGUUCAAUAUAAGACCUUGAUAGUGUUUUGAUUUUUAGAUUGAAAUAGAGGGAAGGCAACGAUAUCACUCAACAUGCCUGCUCUGUUCGGCUGAAUGGCAAAACAUUCAGAAAGAUGGCUGCUUUAAAAAUCAAUGGACAAAAAUGGGAGGAAAGCAGACAAAUACCACUUAAAAUAGGGAUAUUUGGACUCAACAGGCACCCAUACUUUUAAUCCAUAUCUGUUUGUAAAAAUUAGGUCUGUAUUCCAAAACUAGAUCAACAUACCCUGGCUUCUUUCCUAAAGGGAUAUUUUGGGAUUAUUGAAGUUGGGUGGCAUGAGGUCCUUGGCUAUAGUAGUGGCAUUAGCCACUACUAUAGCCAAUAUAUGGGAAUGUUUUAUCUGCGUAGUUUAACAAGCUUUACAUAAAGAUAGGCCAAGAAAAAAUGUUGGCUUGCCUGUACGCUUUGUUGAAAAAUAUGCAAAGCACUUCAUUUCUCCCAAAAAAUGGCACUACUUUACGAUGCAGCUUUUGAAAUGUUAUCUCCUUCUGCCUCGGUGUACUGAUCCUCUGAUCAGCUGGGUGGGUCUGUGGACUUCUACAGGGAUAAUAACACCACACCAAGCUAAAACAAAGAUAAUACGAGCAAUUUCAAAUCGAUUGAUGUGCAGUUUACUGUGGAUAUAAGAGAGUAUUUGUUUGAACCAGAGUACACUAAAGACGAACUUAAACAGAUGGAGAGUCAGCGGAAAGAGAGAGCAGAGAAACUUCAUUUGAAAGUUCUGAGCAGGAAGGAUCCCCAGCAUGGGUUCACAUUUUCCACACCUACACCACCAGGUAACUAACCUGACACAGAUGGAUUUGUUUCACACAUCCAUCUGGAAAACCUCCCAUAGAUGGCGCUUGGGAAGAUGGCGUUUGGAGACUGGCAGAACUCUGAGGGUGAAUGGAUGAACGUUCUGUCUGUCACAUCUUUACAGGCCAAUUGGAGAAACAAAACAUGUGGCGUCAUAGCCUCUACCGAGGAGUAAACUCCAUAGAGAGCUGCACAACUCUAACCAUGGCGACUGUAGACAUGUCAGUACACGACUUUUGUCAUUUUUGAAAAGAAACCA
This is a messenger RNA of Cheilinus undulatus (humphead wrasse), 8514 nucleotides long. It is a transcript of the gene cadps2, whose product is annotated as Ca++-dependent secretion activator 2. Gene Ontology annotation, biological process: dense core granule exocytosis; positive regulation of exocytosis; synaptic vesicle exocytosis. The record is from RefSeq and is a predicted model, not a curated record. The coding region runs from base 172 to 3954 and encodes 1260 amino acids. Gene Ontology annotation, cellular component: glutamatergic synapse. Lineage: Eukaryota; Metazoa; Chordata; Actinopteri; Labriformes; Labridae. The transcript has 29 exons.